AUGGAAAAUGGUGAAGUGGGUUCCAAUGAUUUGCUGGGUUUACUCUUACAGUGCAAAGAACAAGAGCAGAACAGUAUGACAAUUGAGGAUGUGAUAGAAGAGUGCAAGCUCUUCUACUUUGCUGGCCAAGAGACCACAGCCAACUGGCUCACUUGGACUAUGAUUGUCUUGUCUAUGCAUCCAAGCUGGCAAGAAAAAGCAAGAGAAGAAGUCCUACGUGUGUGUGGAAAGGAAACACCUGAUUUGGGUGCCAUAAAUCGCCUCAAGAUUGUAUCUAUGAUAUUGAAUGAAGUUCUGAGGUUAUAUCCACCUGUGACUGUUCUAUAUAGGCACACCCAAAAGAAAACCAAUAUAGGAGGCCUUUCCAUCCCAGCUGGGGUUGAAUUUGUGUUGCUGAUUCUGUUUCUCCAAUAUGAUCCAAAAUAUUGGGGUGAGCAGGUUGAGGAAUUCAACCCAGAGAGAUUUGCUGAAGGAGUUUCCAAGGCAUCAAAGGAUGAAUUUGCCUUCUAUCCAUUUGGUUGGGGCCCUAGAAUUUGUUUGGGCCAAACUUUUGCUGUGAUAGAAGCAAAGAUGGCUCUGGCUAUGAUUCUUCAACAUUUCUCUUUUGAGCUCUCACCCUCUUACACUCAUGCUCCCAUUGUGGGCAUUACCCUUCAGCCACAGCAUGGAGCCCCUAUUAUACUUCACAGAAUUUAA
Messenger RNA from Prunus mume (Japanese apricot), 696 nucleotides. Lineage: Eukaryota; Viridiplantae; Streptophyta; Magnoliopsida; Rosales; Rosaceae. The record is from RefSeq and is a predicted model, not a curated record.